CCGGGAGGAGCCGUGGGGAGGGAACAGACCAGGCUCGUAGCUUUAUACGCUGGUGAAAAAGAGCCGAGACCGCACGCAGAGAUCAGGAUGGCUUCCGACCCCCUGUCAGACCUUAAUGAUGACUUGGAUAAGGAUGAAACCAACCAGCUGGACCAAUUGAAACUGGCGUCUUUGGAUGAUAAGAACUGGCCCUCGGAUGACGUGCAGGAUUAUCCGAACAUCGUUAAUGAUUCAAAACCUUCCCCCGACCCUGCGACCCACCUGCGCUGGGACGACCCAUACUAUGACAUCGCUCGGCAUCAGAUUGUAGAGGUAGCAGGUGAUGACAAGUACGGGCGUAAAAUCGUGGUGUUCAGUGCCUGUCGCCUGCCGGCCUGUCAUGAGAUUGACCACGUGAAGCUUUUACAGUACCUGAAGCAUACGCUGGACCAGUAUGUGGAGAGCGAUUACACGCUGGUUUACCUGCAUCAUGGCCUUACCAGUGACAAUAAGCCGUCUUUGGGGUGGCUUAGAGAUGCCUACCGGGAAUUCGAUCGCAAAUACAAGAAAAACAUCAAGGCCCUUUACAUUGUUCAUCCAACGAUGUUCAUCAAGACUCUGCUGAUUCUCUUCAAGCCCAUCAUCAGCUUUAAGUUUGGUCGGAAGAUUUUUUAUGCCAAUUACCUAAGUGACUUGGAGGAGCACACGAAGCUGGAGCAGCUGGGGAUCCCUAAACAAGUACUCAAGUAUGAUGAGCUUAUUCGCUCUAAUAUGAAGACGCCGGUUCCAAGUCAGAAAUCCAGCCCUCCUCGCCCUCCACUUCCAAACCAGCAGUUUGGUGUCUCCUUGCUGCACCUGAAAGAUAAGCACCCGGAGAAUGACAUGAUACCACAAGUUGUCCGAGACACAGUGGCCUACCUGCAGGAGAAAGCUCUGAGCACUGAGGGAAUAUUCCGGAGGUCGGCCAGUACCCAAAUAGUACGGGAGGUUCAGCAGAAGUAUAACAUGGGGGUCCAGUUCAGUUUCCAGCAAUAUGAUGAUGUUCACCUGCCAGCCGUCAUCCUGAAGACAUUCCUGAGGGAGCUUCCCGAGCCAUUGCUGACUUUUAACCUUUACAGCUUUGUUGUUGACUUCUCCAAGCAGGAGCAGAAGAUUGAAUCUACUCACCAGGUCCUGCAGACUCUGCCCAAGGAGAACUAUGAAGUCCUUCAGUUCCUUAUAGGUUUCCUGGUGCAGGUCUCUUAUCACAGCCAACAGAACAAGAUGACGACCACAAACCUGGCUGUGGUGUUCGGCCCGAACCUUCUUUGGGCCAAAGAUGCUGCCAUGACUUUAAAAGCCAUUAACCCUAUCAACACCUUCACCAAAUUCCUGCUGGACAACCAGAGAGAGCUGUUUGGGGAUCCUGAGCCUUGAGCUGUUCCUCUCCCAGAGCAACUCUCUCUCCACCCUGCCAGUCUAUCACCGCAGACCCCUUUCCCACAGUGCAAUGCGUUACUUUCCCCCCAUAAGCUGUGUGUUCUUGUGACACAUUGGAGCUGGCAUCUCCAAUAGAAGUGACGGCACAAAGACUCUUGCAAUGCCUGCACCCUGCGUCUGGUUCACUUUCUAGUGUCGCUCGGAGACAGCGGGUGCCUCUGGCUGGCGAGAGGCACUUUUGUUACGUGUCUCACUUGUGUAAGGGCAAGUUAUUUGGUUAGAGGUGAUUUAAUGUGGGGUUUGAUCUUAAUUUUAUAUGACAUUAUUCAUGAACUUGGCGGGUUUUAGGUGGCGAAGAGUUGAAUUUGAAUUUUUAAAGGGCCAUGGUUUGAUAAAUCUCGAUAUUUUGAAUUAAAAUUCAAAUCGAGUUUGGAUUAUUCACAAUUCGAAUUUGAGAAUUUUGAAAAAAAAUUUGACUUUUCAAUUCGACCCUUUAUAAAUCUGCCCCUUAAUGAUCUUAAGCAGCAGCGGGGGGCAGCACUAGCACACAACUUUCCUAGGCUCAGAUUGGCUGGCCGCAUCCAAAGGAGUAACAAGCAGCCAAUAGACAAAAACCAUCGUCACCCCUUUGAACUAUUAUAUAUUUAUAUAUAUAUCCACUUAUGUCCCGUUGCUUAUUUUGUUAUCUCUUCUGCUCCUUCUUUUAAACAUGUUGGGUUUUUAAUGAAUGUAAAUAAGAGCAGAGGGCAGAAUCCAGGUGUAAAUGAGCUGAACUCUUGGUAUCUGACCUUCAUAACUUGCUGUGCCACAUAUAUAUAUAUAUAUAUAUAUAUAUAUAUAUAUAUAUAUAUAUAUAUGUGCCAGUGCCUUGCUGCACCAUGUACUGUACAUACACUUUAAUAGGGAGUCAUUAGGAACCUUACACCUGCUAUCAUUAUGCUCCGAAGUCUGUAUGGUUUUUAUACAUUCCAUGCUCUAAGUGCUUGGUAGGAAAUUGCGCCCCCUUGUGUCCGUGUUCUCUAUUUUUAGUCCUUAUUGUUUUCCAUUUGCCGGGAUUAUGAUUCUGCCCCCGGGCUUUGGUGGAGGAGCUAAUUACACAAACUCUGCAUGAGAACUUACAUGGGAAAAGUCGCCACUUUUCUGUACUGUAUAAACCUUUGUCGAUGUUACAACAUUCCCCUAGCAACAGCAAAUGUGUUUGAAUGAAGCAGCCUCCAGCACCUUAUCAUACGACAGCUGGGGGGACGCUGCAAAAUGAUUGGUGUAGUUGACGUGUCCGUGUAACCCAGCCUCUGCGGGUAUAUCCUGGAGUACAAGUGUCACCCCUGCUUGUAAGCUGUCUAGGGUCUCCACCAUGUUUCAGUUGGUCUUCAUUGUUUAUAGUUAUAGAAUAUCUCUUCCAAUAACCCGUCGCCCAGCGAAGCUACAUUUUGAUUUGUUACUUUUACUUUUUAUUCCUUCAUCCUCCUAUUCAUCAUCCAGUCUCUCAUUCAAACUCACUGCCUGGUUACUAGGGUAACUUGGACCCCAGCAACCAGAUAGCUGCUGAUAUUCCACACACAAAAAGCAAAAUGAUUAAAAAAAAAAAAAAAGACCAAUUGCAAAUGAUCUCAUCAUAUCCCCAUUUUAUGUAAAUCAAAGGUGAACUCUGCCUUUAGUUGAGGCUGCUAUUGAAUCAGCCUUGUUUAUAACCCAGCAAAAAGUUCUCUUUCUUUCAUUAAAUCGCAUAUUUUAAACA
Messenger RNA from Xenopus laevis (African clawed frog), 3136 nucleotides. RefSeq names its product Rho GTPase activating protein 1 S homeolog (gene arhgap1.S). Gene Ontology annotation, cellular component: cytoplasm; membrane. Gene Ontology annotation, molecular function: GTPase activator activity. NCBI's taxonomy places the organism in Eukaryota, Metazoa, Chordata, Amphibia, Anura, Pipidae. The record is from RefSeq and is marked provisional. Gene Ontology annotation, biological process: signal transduction; small GTPase-mediated signal transduction; negative regulation of endocytic recycling.